Messenger RNA from Erpetoichthys calabaricus (reedfish), 2234 nucleotides. RefSeq lists its product as uncharacterized. The transcript is spliced from 2 exons. The record is from RefSeq and is a predicted model, not a curated record. NCBI's taxonomy places the organism in Eukaryota, Metazoa, Chordata, Cladistia, Polypteriformes, Polypteridae. The coding region runs from base 138 to 758 and encodes 206 amino acids.
AAGCACAUUUUAGCUACGCCUGCUACUCAGCAGGAGGCUGCUGUCUUUAUGUGGUCAUAUUUUCUUCAAGAAAAUGGAUGUUAAUCAAUAGAUGAGUGAUUAUCUAAACAGAUCUUUCUUUUGGAACUUCACAUUCCAUGAGGAUGUUGAAUCACUUGCUAUCUCGGAUGUUUACUUGUCUUCUUUUGGUUUUGCUGUUCAACUUCGAUAGAGUUUUAUUGACAUUAGGCAAUGACCAGCUCUGCCAGAAUACAGAAAAACUGCUGUCCGAGUUCCCGAAAACUGUCGAUAAAUCUAACAGAUGCAUGUUGAGCUGUACAAUGCAGACAUGGAUGUCACUGGCUAGUGGAAACCGAACAAUAACUUUGCUCCUCCAUGCGACUGCUCCCGGGAAGGAUAACAGAUUCUGUUGGCCUCGACACCUGCUGUGUGUAAAAGGAAAACGUCUCCACAAAGCUUAUGUUCUUCUACCUUUGCAAGAGGGAAAACUGCAGCCAGAUUCUGUUGUCCACCUACAGACUCUGGGGUCUUCCAAAAAAAGCCUAUUGGAAUCAGAACAGAGCCAGUCAAUUUUUGGUAGUGAGUGUGGCCUCCUCUUUGAUAUUACUCAGUUCAUCAUGGUCACAGAGAAUAUGGUUGAGAUAUGUGUGGAGCCACUGCUGAAUGGACAUCCAGCUUUUAGUUCAGUAAUGGAUGGUCUCAAAUGCCAACCAUUUCUUGGUACAAUUUGGAAAAAACAACAUCAUUCCAUUCAAUAAAUGCCUCUUAUAUUUUAUGCCACAGCAGACAAAUAUAGAAAUGCACUGCAACUUUUAGAGUUAUAUAUGUAUGUAUGUAUGUAUGUAUGUCUGGACUGGGUUUUCAUAAUAUACUUUUUUACAUUUUCAUUUACUGCAUAUUCAUUUUCUUUAGCUUUAUUUGUGAAUGGGUAAUGAAUGGAAUCAAGGACUAAAGCAACAUAUUUAAUGUUUUAUUUAAGUUCCUCUAUUUAUAAAAAUACAAUUGUUAUUAUAUUUUUCAAAAUCUUCAGUUGUCCCCAUACAUUGUUUUCCUGCAUUAGCUUAUCUAUCUGCUGUACAAACAUGAGCUGUUUUGAAUUAACUAUAGGAAGCAGAAAUGUAAUUGCAUGGUUUAACAUGGCAUCACUCCAUCCACAGAUUGAUCCACUUUCUGUAAUGUUUUCAUCAGGGAGCCAUAGCAAGCCUGUCCAACAGAUUCACACACACAUCCUAAUACCAAGGUUAAAAAUAGAUUACAGGGAAGGUAACACAUUAACCAUUUAUCGUAAUCCAUGCUGGUUUAUUUUCUUUGCCUUCACAGUAAUGUAUAAAGGAAUGGAUGAUAACACUCAAUAUAAAGAGUGAUCCUCAAAAUAAGCUCAUUACCAUUAUGCCAGUUGAGUGAUGGCCAGUAAAUUAUGCACAUUUACAUGCAUUUUCAAAUAAGAAUGGAGACAUUGUCAAAGUAGUUGUAAAGAUUUUAUUCAAAAUUUGGACAUAAAUGCAACUCAGGAAAAUGUAUAGGUUUACCGACAGUGAGCUGCAUUGAAAGUAAUUUUAUCUUUAUAUGUUAGUUUGCAAGAAUGUUUUCUUUCUUUGCUAGACAAUUUGUAAUUUUAAAGAAAACGGUCUGCCAAAAUCAGUUAUGCUGAAACAAAUCUAAAACAUUAUUUAAGGAAAUAUUUGCUAUGUGUAUUAUAUUUAUCAUGUAUAGUAUAGCCUCUCCAUUCCAAAAGAAAUAAUUAUAUAAUCAAGAACAUUUUAAAUUAACUUUUGCUCUGAAACAGUAUUAAAAUGCAGACUCUCCUCACUGUCAACAGGUAAACAUAAAUACAGAAACACAAACUUACAAAUAUUGUGCACAUGUGCACCAGUUACACCGAUCUUACACUUAAAAGGAUAAACUGGUUAUAUUAUUUCAGUCUGAAUAAUAAAUUAGGUACUUUCUAGUUUGUAAAGAUUUAUGCAUGUUUAAAAAUCCACGUGUUUUAAGAGCAUUAAGCUUCGUUGAAAUGUUUAUUCCUGAGAGUAGAAUAAGAGCACUGAUGUGAAGAAAGCAUAUGUUUAAUAAUACAAAACAUUUAACACAAAAAAAUGUUAAAUGUAGUUUUUAUACAAAAUAACAUAUUAUACAUGUACAGGUGUGAUGGUGAUUAUUUAAAGACAUUAUAAAUGUGUAAUAAUUAAUGCAUUGUUUCUAUAAUCAAUGAAGUGCCAAUUACAGUCAGUCAGUCA